CAUUUCCUGGUGGCGACGAACCGAACAGGUGUUGCUAUCUCAUGAGGACACCCCUCCUGUACUCGGUACCUGCAUCGGCUGUUGUGAAGAUGAACGUAAACUUGACCGUCCCUGUCGUUCUGUUUCUCCUGCUCUGCCUGAACAUCUUCCUUCCGGCAAAGAGCGCAUGUAAACAUUCGAUCCGUAAACCGCGGGGCCAUAUAUGGAGCAUAACGAAUGUGACGUUAGACCAUUGCGAGUGGGACAUCCGGUUUUUUCCAUUCAAGAUAAUCUUGAUUAAUUUUGACUCCUCCGGUUACCGGCGAGGUUCGGAAAACUGCACCGCCGACCUUCUGACGUUUCACGACGGAAACUCUCCAACUAGCAGAACUAUCGACACGUUCUGUGGAGACCAGACUCCAUCGACUGACAUCGACGACACCGGGCGUUUGUUAGACCUGUCCACAGCGAGUACCGGCCAUCAGAUGUACGUCGUCUACAACCGCAACCUUCUGUCUCAGCGCAGAUCCGAGUUUAACCUUACAUUCACUACAAGGGACAAUAGUGAGUACAAAUCAUCUUCAUUAUCAUCAAGGAAUAAUUCAAAACCGUUCUCUUAG
Messenger RNA from Branchiostoma belcheri (Belcher's lancelet), 599 nucleotides. RefSeq lists its product as uncharacterized. The transcript has 5 exons. Bases 42 to 599 code for a protein of 185 amino acids. Lineage: Eukaryota; Metazoa; Chordata; Leptocardii; Amphioxiformes; Branchiostomatidae. The record is from RefSeq and is a predicted model, not a curated record. Gene Ontology annotation, cellular component: plasma membrane.